GGAAAAGGAAAUUCUUGGCUUCCGCCGCUCCGGGUAUCUUGGAAGUAUCAACUCCCUCCAAGGAAAUAAGGACCAGAGAAAAAGAAAGAAAGAAACAAGAAAAAAAGAAAAGAGGAGGCGGCUCGGUUCGAGAUCAGCGAUUGUCUAGCAUUUCUUGGAAUCACACCGUGCCAUCGUCUAUCGUCCAUCCCUAUUGGAAACAGCCACGUCAAAAAGCACCAAAGCAAGAGACGCAAAAGAUUGAGGCUACGGAGGUUUCCCGUGCACACCCACUUCGGCUUGAUAUCGAAUUCCCCGUCAAGCCACAACACUGCAGCGACGACAAACAAUUGUCAACUCGCCUUUCCACCAAGUAAAUCUCGUAUUAGACUGCCCCGGUGCAGGGGUUCUCUAUCUAUCUGAGGCUGAGACCUAGUUCUCUUGUCUUUUACCCUAUCGGAGAGGGGUGUCCAUCCACCACAGGAGUUUUUCCCUCUUUCCCCCAUUUGCUUUUUCCUUGUCCUUUCUGGCCAGGCGAUCACAGGCUAGUUAGUUAGCCAUGCAUACGCUAAAAGCUACGGCCUCCUCCUCGCUCUCCCUUGCGGAGGGCAGUUACAUCUACUCCCUUGAGGCGUCAUCUCCAGGUUCAUUUGCUGCUAUUUCGUCCGAUGACUCUCUCCGCACCUUCGACGCUGCUAGUCUGAACCAUGUGUCUCUAGUGGCUACAGACAUCCACGAGGGAGUCACUGCAUUGAAGUCCUAUGAUGACAACCAGCAGUUACUGGCCACCGGAGGAAGAGAUGGAAAAGUGAAGCUCUGGGAUUUACGAACGCGCAAGAAGGCGGCCGUGGCUGCGAUGGAGACAUCAAACCAAGCGCCUGUUUUGUCCAUCGCCUGCUGCGCCGCAACUAACAGUCUCGUUGCUGGAACCGAGCUAGCUUCGUCCCAGGCGGUUGUUGCUUUCUGGGAUGUCAGAUCACCCGCCCAAUACUCACUCCAAUAUGUUGAGAGCCACAACGACGACGUAACUGAGCUUCAAUAUCAUCCCACGCAAAAGAACCUCCUGCUGUCCGGAAGCACGGACGGCCUCGUCAAUGUUUACAACACCACCAUCGCCGAUGAGGAUGAUGCCCUGGUGCAAGUCAUCAACCAUGGCUCCGUGCACCACGCCGGCUUCCUUACCGAGCGGGCGAUCUACGCGCUCAGCCACGACGAGGUCUUUUCGAUUCACCCGGCCACGGACCCAGAUGAGCAGGCGCAGGAGCCGGAGCCCGUCCAGUUUGGGAACCUGAGAGAACCGCUUGGCUGCGAGUAUGUCGCUCAGCUGUGCAUUGGCAGUCAGGGUUCCUACGUCGCUGCUGGCAGUACGAGCGAACAACGCCUGGACUUGGUUCCUCUGUCGGCUAGCCCGUCGUGGCAGUUCAACCGGGAGAACCUGUGGCGUCUUCCGGGUGGUCACGGCGAGGAGAUUGUUCGUUCUGUGUAUUUGGAUGAGCAGUCCCAAUCGGUGUUCACCUGCGGUGAGGAUGGAUUCGUGCGUGCCUGGAAACCGCAAGGCGAGGGAAUGGGCACGGAGGAUUCUUCGACCAAGACGGCACGACCUAAGGGAAAGAGGGGUAAGGAGAAGGGGCGGUUUAACCCGUAUUGAACGUUUGUCUAUUGGUGAUGUGGUGUGGUUGUUUAUACAUGAAAAUCAAGUGUCAAGUACAGUUUCCAAAGAAAAUAUAUUCCUCCGCGCUGAGAUGCAAGAACAUAUGUAUCUUGCUGUAGUGGAAUGUCCGUGCCUUAAUAGCGACCCGCAUAGUCAGGACGUACACUUAUUUCAAACGUAGUAGAAAUGAAAACAGUAGUUAGAAGAACCGAUGGAUCAGUGGUUCGUGUUAGAUGGUCGGUUGAGGGAGGGUACAUACAGAAGCAAAAAAAGCCCAAAAGUAGUCGCCCGGGAUCGAACCGACAACCUCAGAAACUGCUGCCGUCCCUCUGCAAAAGUAACACCAGAAAAAUCUCUUCCUUUCUUAUCUCCGCGGGAAAUCAAUUAUUUCC
Messenger RNA from Aspergillus melleus, 2022 nucleotides. RefSeq names its product WD repeat protein. Lineage: Eukaryota; Fungi; Ascomycota; Eurotiomycetes; Eurotiales; Aspergillaceae. Gene Ontology annotation, molecular function: protein binding. The transcript has 6 exons. The coding region runs from base 539 to 1627 and encodes 362 amino acids. The record is from RefSeq and is a predicted model, not a curated record.